Messenger RNA from Zingiber officinale, 1926 nucleotides. Its product is annotated as CBL-interacting protein kinase 29-like. The transcript has a single exon. Gene Ontology annotation, molecular function: protein kinase activity; ATP binding. NCBI's taxonomy places the organism in Eukaryota, Viridiplantae, Streptophyta, Magnoliopsida, Zingiberales, Zingiberaceae. Gene Ontology annotation, biological process: signal transduction; protein phosphorylation. The record is from RefSeq and is a predicted model, not a curated record. Bases 524 to 1840 code for a protein of 438 amino acids.
AACACAACUGAUGCGGCAGCUGGGACGAGAUGCCGACCACCGAACCAAACCGCCGCCGACACCGCGUUUUUGGUCCCACAACGGGCCGGGGCGUCGACCUGUGCAUCCUGCCGCGCGUCGCUCGCGGCGCACGCGCGAGCGAGUGGAUAUCGUCGCAUCGUCCAGUCGCUAUGCUCUGUGCAAUCUUGCGGUCCAUAUUCAUUCGACGGUACGACGAUUUCAGCCGCACAUUUUUUGGUGUUUGGUUUCCGUCUUUUGGAUCCUACGUACGCAGUAACGAAGAGGAAGCAACCUGGAAAUUGGCUGACAGUCAUUUUCCUGAAAAUUCCCCAAAGAAAAUGGCCUCAGAAAUAAUUCCUUAGCUCUCAAAAUUUAUAUUUUAUUUAAAAUUUUAAUCAUAAUUUAUCUUUUUUUUUUCGGCCGCUCAUUCGGUGUUAAAAUGGAACCAGAAACCAUCCGCCAUUUCCUCCCAAGUUCGCGGGAUCGCGCUCCACGGCGAACACGGAACGACCGGUAGGAGAGCAUGGCCGAACACGUCGCCGGUGCUCCGCCUCCGGCCAAGAUCAUUUUCGGCACCUACGAGCUGGGACGCCUCCUAGGCCGCGGCGCCUCCGCCAAGGUCUACCACGCCCGCCACCUCCCUUCCGGCCAGUCUGUCGCUAUCAAGGUCUUCCCUAAACCCCGACGCACAGCAGCCGCUUCCGCCUCCGACUCUUUCAUAAGGGAGAUCUCCGCUCUCCGCCACCUUCGCCACCGCCACAUCGUCCGCCUCCGCGAGGUCCUUGCCUCCCGCUCCACGGUCUACCUCGUCCUCGACUUCGCCAAGGGCGGCCAGCUCUUCUCCCGCGUCGAGGACCGUGGCCGCCUUCCGGAGGACCUCUCCCGCCGGCUCUUCCGCCAGCUGAUUUCCGCCGUCGCCUACUCCCACUCCCGCGGCGUGUUCCACCGGGACCUUAAGCCGGAGAAUCUCCUGCUAGACGAUGCCGGCGACCUCAAGGUCUCUGAUUUCGGAUUCGCCGCUCUCCGGCCAUCCUCCGACUGCGACCGACUCCUCCACACCCAAUGCGGGACGCCGGCAUACGUAUCGCCGGAGAUCCUUUCGGGGAAGAAAAGGGACGGAUACGACGGGGCGAAAGCAGACAUCUGGUCUUGCGGCGUGAUCCUCUUCGUGCUCAACGCCGGCUACCUCCCUUUCAAUGACUCCAACCUCAUAUCCCUCUACCGCAAGAUCUACUGCGGGCACCACCGCUGCCCGCGGUGGACCUCGCCCGACCUCCGCCGCCUAAUCGCCCGCCUCCUCGACCCCAACCCGGCCACCCGGAUCUCAAUCGACGGCAUCCUCCACGACUCAUGGUUCGCCAAGGGACUCGACGCGGAUCAAAAGGCGGCACUGAUGCGGCCGCUCGCCGACGACUCGAAGCCCCACCAUCGCCGCCUCAGCGGCGGGGAGCUCAACGCCUUCGACCUCAUCUCCUUCUCAUCGGGGCUCGACUUAUCUGGCUUCUUCACGGAGGGGAUUCCGGACUGCGAGCGGUUCGUGGUGGCCGGCGGUGCGGCAGACAGGAUGGUGGAGCGGGUGGAGCAGGUCGGAAAGAGCGAGGGUUUGGUAGUGAGGAGGGAAGGCGAGAAGGGGUCGGCGGCAGUAGUUGAGAGGCAAAAUGGGGAAUUAGUAGUUAGGGUGGAGGUUCAUCGGUUGCUCGGCGACAUGGCGGUGGUAGAGCUGGAGAAGGGAGGAGCCGCCGGAAGAUUCUGGAACGAGAAGCUGAGGCCGACAUUGGGAGCUACCGGUGAUAGCCCGUUGGCUAGGCGUCUAAGAAAUGUGACAUCGGGAUCGACUUGAGAUUUUCGGUAGACCAAGUACGUCAACAAAGAUAAAGGCAUAAUUUAUAAAGGAGAAAGCUGAUUGAUACACCUGUUGGAUCAUUG